This is a messenger RNA of Necator americanus (New World hookworm), 303 nucleotides long. RefSeq lists its product as uncharacterized. NCBI's taxonomy places the organism in Eukaryota, Metazoa, Nematoda, Chromadorea, Rhabditida, Ancylostomatidae. The record is from RefSeq and is a predicted model, not a curated record. The transcript has a single exon. Bases 1 to 303 code for a protein of 100 amino acids.
AUGUUCAUAGCAACCCUCGAGAACGAAAUACGAAAGCUGGAAUGGGACGACCUGGGAGUAAAGGUUGACCCUCGGCAGCUACACCAUUUACGCUUUGUGGGUGACAUUAUACUGAUAAUAUCUGGCAUCAGCCAAGCGGAACGAAUGCUGACCGAAUUGAACGAGGCAUGUGAAGGGAUCGGCCUUCAGCUGAAUCUGCAAGUGACGAUGUUCAUGCGUAACGCAUGGAUCUCGGAUCAUCCAUUCACGCUCAACGGAAGGGACAUAUCCGUAUGCACUAGCCACGUUUUGGUGGGGAAAUAA